Molecule: messenger RNA, 14063 nt
Organism: Choloepus didactylus (southern two-toed sloth)
Lineage: Eukaryota; Metazoa; Chordata; Mammalia; Pilosa; Megalonychidae
Gene: KIF26B
Product: kinesin family member 26B
Exons: 16
Coding region: 703-7134 (2143 amino acids)
Biological process (GO): microtubule-based movement
Molecular function (GO): ATP binding; microtubule binding; microtubule motor activity
Source: RefSeq, a predicted model, not a curated record
UCACACGCGCGCCUUGACCGCGGUCGGCUCCUUUCCGAGACAGAGCCGCCCCCUCUCCCUGCCCUCGCGUAACUGUCAGGCAAAACGGGCAGACGGAUAUUGGCUCUGCGAGCUUGCCGAGGCUCCUCCCCGAGUCUGGAUCUUUAUAUUUUUGGACAAUUUCUUUUAACUCACUUACAAACCUCGGUGAAGGAGACAAGUUCCCACAGCCGGCUAGGCUGACGGAGUCCGCGGGCCGGGAGCGGCGAGGCGAGGCGAAGCGAGGCGAGGCGAGGAGAGGCAAAGGCGAGGCGAGGCGAGGCGAGGGCUCGGACUCGCCCACCUUUUCUGCAGCUGCCUCUGCGGUUAUUUUGUUCCUAUUUUCAAUCGUGGAGGAAAACUGACUGACUUGGCUGAGGAAAAUGCUAUUUAUCUGGAUCUGGCCGUGAAAAGAGAACGUGUGACUGGAGGAAGCAGAAGAAGAUGAGGAAAAGCAUUUUUUGAAGAGAAGAAUAAACCACCCACCUCAACCUUUUCUGAAAAUUGGUGCUAUUACUUAUUCUUAGGGUCAAUUUCCUUUUAUUUUUUCCCCUCUCCAUAUUAAGAAACCUUGACUUGAGGGCAAAGAGAUAUCCCCCUACAACUGGGGAACCUUUCUGGGUUUGAAGACCUUUUGGAUGUAGCUUUGGUGGAACAUUAAGACAUUCAUCUGGACAAAUCACCAUGAAUUCGGUAGCUGGGAAUAAAGAGAGGCUUGCAGUCUCCAGCAGGGGCAAGAAAUACGGGGUGAAUGAAGUCUGCUCGCCCACCAAGCCCGCAGCGCCCUUUUCUCCCGAGAGCUGGUACAGGAAAGCAUACGAGGAAUCACGCGCCGGGAGCCGGCCCACCCCCGAGGGCGCGGGCUCGGCGCUCGGCUCGUCCGGGACCCCAUCCCCCGGCUCGGGCACCUCGUCUCCGAGCUCCUUCACGGGCUCUCCGGGCCCCGCCUCCCCGGGCAUCGGCACCAGCUCGCCGGGGUCCCUAGGCGGCUCGCCAGGCUUUGGAACGGGCUCUCCGGGCUCGGGCAGCGGCGGCGGCUCCUCCCCCGGCUCGGACCGCGGCGUCUGGUGUGAGAACUGCAACGCCCGCCUGGUGGAGCUGAAGAGGCAGGCUCUGAAGCUGCUCCUCCCCGGGCCCUUCCCGGGCAAGGAUCCUGCUUUCUCAGCUGUGAUUCACGACAAACUCCAGGUCCCCAAUACCAUCCGGAAGGCAUGGAAUGACCGGGAUAACCGCUGUGACAUUUGUGCCACACACCUGAAUCAGCUGAAGCAGGAGGCCAUCCAGAUGGUGCUGACCUUAGAGCAGGCGGCAGCUGGCAGUGAGCACUGUGAUGCCUCGCCUGGCUCACCUCCACCCAUCUCCAACAUCCCCACCCUGGUGGGGUCCCGGCCUGUGGGUGGGCUCCAGCAGCCCAGGGAUUGGGCCUUUGUGCCUGCCCCCUAUGCCACCUCCAACUACACAGGCUUUGUCACCAACAAGCAUAGCAGCAAACCCAACAGCCUUGGGGUCAGCAAUGGAGCAGAGAAGAAGAGUGGGUCCCCAACCCACCAGGCCAAGGUCAGUCUCCAGAUGGCCACCAGUCCCAGCAAUGGGAACAUCCUCAACUCAGUGGCCAUUCAGGCUCACCAGUACCUUGACGGCACCUGGUCCCUGUCGAGAACCAAUGGGGUCACCCUGUACCCCUAUCAGAUCUCCCAGCUGAUGACCGAGACUGGCCGGGAGGUACUGACGGAAGCAGCACUGAACCGCUACAAUGCAGACAAGCCUUCGGCCUGCAGCGCCCCCGGCUCCCAGGGUCCCUGCGUGGCCAGCGAGCCGUCCACAGGUCCCUCGGUGGCUGCUUCCUUCUUUGCAAGAUCUCUCCAGAAGAAUCUCUGGGAGCCCAGCCCUGCUGGUCUCAGAGUAGCCCUCAAGUUCUCCCUGGCGACCGUAAAGCACCUGCUUCACAACAGAGCUGCCCAGAAGUUAAAUCUGUCCUCUAAAAAGAAGAAACAUCGACCUUCUACUUCUUCUGUUGCCGAGCCACCUCUCUUUGCCACCAGCUUCAGCGGGAUUCUGCAGACCUGUCCACCCCCCGCCCCUCCGUGUCUGCUGAGAGCUGUCAACAAGGUGAAGGACACCCCCGGCCUGGGCAAGGUGAAAGUCAUGCUUCGCAUUUGUUCUACAUUGGCUCGUGACACCUCAGAAUCCAGCUCUUUCUUAAAGGUGGACCCACGGAAGAAGCAAAUCACCUUGUAUGAUCCCCUGACCUGUGGAGGUCAAAAUGCCUUCCAAAAGAGAGGCAACCAGGUUCCUCCGAAGAUGUUUGCCUUUGAUGCAGUUUUUCCACAAGAUGCUUCUCAGGCGGAAGUGUGCGCUGGAACCGUGGCAGAGGUGAUUCAGUCCGUGGUCAACGGGGCAGAUGGCUGUGUGUUCUGUUUCGGCCACGCCAAGCUGGGGAAAUCCUACACCAUGAUUGGAAGGGACGACUCCAUGCAGAACCUUGGCAUCAUCCCCUGUGCCAUCUCUUGGCUCUUCAAGCUGAUAAAUGAACGGAAAGAAAAGACUGGAGCCCGUUUCUCAGUCCGGAUCUCAGCCGUGGAAGUGUGGGGGAAGGAAGAGAACCUGCGGGACCUGCUGUCAGAGGUGGCCACGGGCAGUCUGCAGGAUGGCCAGUCCCCCGGGGUGUACCUCUGUGAGGACCCCAUCUGUGGCAUGCAGCUGCAGAACCAGAGCGAGCUGCGGGCCCCCACCGCAGAGAAGGCUGCCUUUUUCCUGGAUGCUGCUAUUGCUUCUCGCCGCAGUAACCAGCAGGAGUGCGAUGAGGAUGACCACCGGAACUCCCACAUGCUCUUCACCUUGCACAUCUACCAGUACCGGAUGGAGAAGAGUGGGAAAGGAGGAAUGUCUGGAGGUCGCAGCCGCCUGCACCUCAUUGACCUCGGCAGCUGUGUGAAGGCUCUUAGCAAAAACCGGGAAGGAGGCUCAGGGCUGUGCCUCUCGCUGUCUGCUCUAGGCAAUGUCAUCCUGGCUCUCGUCAACGGCAGCAAACACAUUCCAUACAAAGACAGCAAGCUCACCAUGUUGCUGCGGGAAUCCCUGGGGAACAUGAACUGUCGCACCACCAUGAUUGCUCACAUCUCAGCAGCCGCAGGGAACUAUGCGGAGACCCUGUCCACCAUCCAGAUCGCAUCAAGAGUCUUGAGGAUGAAGAAAAAGAAGACGAAGUACACAUCCAGCUCCUCUGGGGGAGAAAGCUCCUGUGAAGAAGGCCGAAUGCGCAGGCCCACCCAACUGCGACCUUUCCACACCAGGAACGCAGUGGAUCCUGAUUUCCCGAUUCCCCACUUGUCCAGUGACCCCGACUACUCCUCCAGCAGCGAGCAGUCCUGUGACACAGUCAUCUACAUUGGGCCAAAUGGCACAGCUCUCUCUGACAAGGAGCUCACGGACAAUGAGGGUCCCCCAGACUUUGUCCCAAUUGUGCCUGCCCUGCAGAAGUCCAGGAACGACAGCCAGCCCACCGAGGCAGGAGAGGCUGUGGCCAGUAAGUCAGAGCGGGAUUGCCUGAAGUGUAACACGUUUGCCGAGCUGCAGGAGAGGCUCGACUGCAUUGACGGCAGUGAAGAGCCCAGUAAGUUUCCUUUUGAAGAGCUGCCUGUGCAGUUUGGAGCAGAGCAGGCCAGCAGAUGCCCCUUGGUAAGCCUGACGGCUGGGGCAAGCCCCCUCUCUGAGUCUGAUAAGGAAGAUAAUGGGUCAGAGUGCCAGCUGACUGAUAGAGAAGGCGUUGACCUCCCAGUCUCCAAGAUGCAGAGGGAUCACUCGCCCGGCCCUGCUGCGGCACUCACCAACAACCCCACUCCUGCCUCUCCCAGGAGUGUCCCGGGCAGCAGCAGCCAGCACAGCUCUGCCCAGCUGUUGCAGAGCCGCAGCCUCCAGAGCAGCCGGGAGAGCCUGAACUCCUGUGGCUUUGUGGAAGGCAAGCCCAGGCCAAUGGGCUCACCCCGCCUGGGCAUCGCCAGCCUGUCCAAGACCUCAGAGUACAAGCCCCCCAGCUCUCCUUCCCAGAGAUGCAAAGUCUAUACCCAGAAGGGUGUCCUGCCUUCCCCUGCCCCCCCACCUCCCUUGAGCAAGGACUCCGGCAUGGCAUCCAGUGAGUCAUUGGCGCAGCCUGAAGUACGGACCCCCCCGGUAGGAAUGAGUCCCCAGAUUUUGAAGAAAUCCAUGUCUGCUGGGAGUGGAGGUUUUGCAGAAAUCCCCCUUGAUGAUGACUGUCAGGCAGCCAGUCCCCCAGAUUCCAAGAAGGAGAUCUUGAGUGCCACGAUGGUGACAGUGCAGCAGCCGCUGGAGCUGAACGGCGAGGAUGAGCUGGUGUUCACCCUGGUGGAGGAGUUGACCAUCAGUGGGGUCCUGGACAGCGGCCGCCCCACCAGCAUCAUCAGCUUCAACAGCGACUGCUCCGUGCAGGCCCUGGCCUCAGGCUCGCGGCCCGUCAGCAUCAUCAGCAGCAUCAGCGAGGACCUGGAGUGCUACUCCAACGUGGCCCCCGUCUCAGAGGUCAGCAUCACCCAGUUCUUGCCCCUCCCGAAGCUGAGCCUGGAUGAGAAGGCCCAGGAUGCCGGGAGCAGGCGUUCCUCCAUCGGCUCCUGGCUGAGCGAGACAAGCACUGGCAGCAACGGCGAGCAGUCGUGCCAUAGCUUCAUAGCCCAGACAUGUUUUGGGCACAGGGAAGCAAUGGCAGAACCUUCAGCCUCGGAGUUUGUCGGCAGCAUCCAGAACACAGCCCUGGUGUGCAGAGAGAAGCCCAAGGCUGGCCCUGACAAUUUGCUCAUCUUGUCUGAAAUGGGGGAAGAGGCUUUCAACAAAGCAACUUCUCUUAAAGGCUGCAAAAUUUCAACUUUGGGCAAAGCCAUGGUCACAAUCUCCAACACAGCCAGUCUGAGUGGCUGUGAUGGUUACAUCCCCAUGAAGACCAACAUUACGCUUUACCCCUGCAUAGCCAUGAGCCCCCUGAAUGUCCAAGAGACUGAGUCAUCCAUUGCCACAGUCAGCUCAGCCCCCAAAGCAGCCCAAUCCCAGGAGGACAAGGAAACCAGUGCAAAGAAAGAGAUGAAGUUUGAGGACCCCUGGCUAAAACGAGAAGAAGAGGUAAAGAAAGACAAUGCCUAUCUCAAUAUGGGGAUCGGGUCUGAGACUGUGACGGGCCCUGAAAAGCCUGAGGCCAGUCCAGAGCAGGACAGGAAGUCGAGCUCUGGCGACAGGCUCAGCAGCAGCAGCGGGGAGGUGUCUGCCUCCCCCGUGACCGACAACUUCAGGAGGAUUGUGGAUGGGUGUGAGAUGACCUUGCCCACUUUGGCUGCACAGGCCCCUGUUCCUUCCAACAAAAGCCUGAAAUCCAGCAGCCUCCCGAGGGCUUUUCAGAAAGGCAGCAGGCAAGAGGAGCUGGACAGCCUCUUCUACCACUGUGCUGCAGAAACCAAUGGGAUUGGCACAGCAGCAGGUGCCCAGCCCUUAAAGGUGACCCUGGAGAGGAAAGUAGCUUCACCCAAGCAUUGUGUCCUGGCUCGGCCCAAAGGGACCCCGCCUCUGCCCCCCGUCCGCAAGUCUAGCUUGGACCAGAAGAACCGGGCCAGCCCCCAGCACAGUGCCUGCAGCAGCAGCACCAGCAGCCCCUUGAACCAACCAGCGACUUUCUUGGCCGGCUUCCCGGAUGAGCCCGGCAGCAAGACGAAGGACACCAGUAGCAGCAGCAAGCUCUUCAGUGCCAAACUGGAGCAGCUGGCCAGCAGGACCAACUCUCUCGGCAGGACAACAGUCAGCCACUACGAAUGCCUCUCGCUGGAGAGAGCUGAGAGCCUGUCCUCCAUGAGCUCCCGGGCGCUCGCGGGCAAAGACAGCACCAUGCCCCGCGCGGCUCGGAGUCUGGGCCGCGCGGGGGUCCCGCCCACCCACGCCGGCGCCCCGCAGUCAGCCGGGGCCUCGCCCAAGGCUGGCCAGUCCAAGGUCUCCGCGGUGGGCAAGCUCCUCCUGGCCAGCCCCAAAGCGCGGAGCCUGUCCGCCUCCACCACCAAGACCCUCAGCUUCUCCACCAAGUCGCUGCCUCAGUCCGUGGGCCAGAGCUCCAGCCUGCCGCCCGGCGGGAAGCACAUGUCCUGGUCCACCCAGUCCCUCAGCAGGAACCGGGGCUCGGGCGGCCUGGCUUCCAAGCUGCCCCUGCGGGCGGUCAACGGGCGCAUCUCGGAGCUGCUGCAGGGGAGCUCGGGCCCCCGGGGCGGGCAGCCGCGGGCGGGCGCGGAGGCCGAGGGCGGGCCCCAUGCCGAGGACAAGCCCGCCGCCGCCGUCCCCGCGCUGCCCUCGCCCUACAGCAAGGUCACCCCGCCGCGGAAGCCGCACCGCUGCAGCAGCGGCCACGGCAGCGACAACAGCAGCGUGCUGAGCGGGGAGCUCCCGCCCGCCAUGGGGAAGACGGCCCUGUUUUACCACAGUGGCGGCAGCAGCGGCUACGAGAGCAUGAUGAGGGACAGCGAGGCCACGGGCAGCGCCUCCUCGGCCCAAGACUCCAUGAGCGAGAACAGCAGCUCCGUCAGCGGGAGGUGCCGAAGCCUCAAAACUCCCAAGAAGCGGUCCAGUUCAGGGUCCCAGAGACGGAGGCUCAUCCCAGCAUUGUCCCUCGACACCCCCUCUCCGGUGAGGAAGCCUGUCAACAGUGCCGGGGUUCGCUGGGUGGAUGGCCCCUUGCGCAGCACCCAGAGGGGCCUUGGGGAACCUUUUGAGAUUAAAGUCUAUGAGAUUGACGAUGUGGAGCGUCUGCAGCGGCGACGAGGGGGCAGUGGCAAGGAGGUCAUGUGCUUCAACGCAAAACUGAAAAUUCUGGAGCACCGCCAGCAGAGAAUCGCUGAAGUCCGAGCCAAGUAUGAGUGGCUGAUGAAGGAACUGGAGAUGACCAAGCAGUAUUUGAUGCUGGAUCCCAACAAAUGGCUUAGUGAAUUUGACUUGGAGCAAGUUUUGGAGCUGGAUUCCCUGGAGUACCUGGAAGCCCUUGAGUGUGUGACUGAGCGCCUGGAGAGCCGUGUCAACUUCUGCAAGGCUCAUCUCAUGAUGAUCACCUGCUUUGAUAUCACUUCGAGGCGCCGGUAAAGAGAUCCGGGUCCCUGUCCUAACCAGUGCCCCUCACUGCCCAGGACUUCACAGAGACAGUCAUGCUCACCCAGGCCCUCUGUGUUGGCAGCACUCAAAGACAAUAGGAUGAGGAUGAAGGUUGGUGGCAAGUCCAGAGGGAGCGUUGAGAGGAAGGCGAUUUUUCCUUUGUUUUCUGUAGGAAAGGUGCAAACACCAAACACACAUGGAAGGAGGAAAUGAUGGGAAGCCCAAGGGAUGGCAAAGCCUGUGAGACUGAAAAAGCACUUUGAGGAACCUUAAAGAACUUGUUUGUACAUAAGAACUGCUAGCAAAAGAGACCUCACUCUUCUCUUGCUUCUGUGAGAAAGGGGGAGGGUGGAUGUAGGAUUGUGGUUGGAAGCUAAAACAAAACAAUGCGAAAUUACCAGAAUGACUGAUUAAAGUGCCUUGCAAAUCUUUAUUAUUAUCUGAACAUUUAUGUUCAUACCUUCUUGUGUACAGAUGGUGCUAGACAAGAUUAAACAACACAAAAAGAUCACAUUUUUGAAAUGUAUUUACAGCUCAUUUUCUCUUGGUGUUUUAUCCUAUUUCUGACUUGCUAUUUCUAAGUAACUUGUAUUUGUAGAGAUAUUUCCUAAUCAGUAUUGCAUAUGAAUAAAUGUUAACUGCCAUUUAUGGUUAUUCUGGUAAGGCCACUCAAACAGAGAUUUCAUCAGCACAAUCCAGUGUUUCCAAAGAAGGUUUUGUGCAGCAGACAAUGCUGGAUAGUCAGUAUGCUGGCCACAGAGCAGGUGCCCUUGAGCUUUGGAGAUGGAAGAAGGGACAGGGGCUUGCAUCUGUAAGGGAAAAGGAAUCAGUUGUGAUCCUAUUUCUGACUUGCUGUUUCUAAGUAACUUGUAGGUGGGAUGUCUGUUCCACAUGCUGUUUCCCCUGAGUCCUGACACAUGUACUGGUUCCUUUACCCACAAAUCCAGGAUUUUGAUGGCCUCCAAAAAGUUUUCAUAUUCAUUUUUUAUUCCAAAGCCUCUGAAUUGAAUGGCUGAAUGAAAGCAAUGGAGCCUUAUUUUUUGUUUUCAUAAUUUAUUAAUUCAUAGACUAUUCUUCCCUACUCUUUGGUGUUUGAUAUCUUCCCCAGUUGAGAGACUGUCUCAGACUUUUAUUUGCUCAGCGACUCCAGCUGUGUUGCUUUAGGACAAGAAAGGAUCUUGGGGUUGCAUAUGUAAUCUACUUUUCUGUUGUCCAGAGUACUGUUUAAGAGGAAGAAGUUCAGUUCUAAAGCCUCCAUACCAAGGAGGAAUAAAGCUUAGCCCCUCAACCUCAGCACCAGAAGGCAGAGAGAGGUUUCUUCUCCGUAAGUUACAUCACCUUGAGUAGGCAGAGUGACUUGGAGCAGAGUUUAAUGAAUAUAUAGACAUGCAGGUCUUUGUUCCCAAGAAUUUAGGACAUUGUUCUCAAAUUAAGAUGUUCAUCCCUGCAAUGAUUUCCUUAGGGAUUACCACACCUAUACUAGUGACCAAAGCAUAAGACACAGAGUGUGGGCAAGGGACUUGCCAGUGACAGCUAAGGAGCUAUCCUAUCAGAAUCCAGGAGUCUUCCGAUCUUCCAGGUCGGGGCCAGGGCUCUCUCCAUGAGUUCCUCCCAGACUUCCAGUUGGAGAAGGUGGUCUGGGUCUUGUCCGUAAGUACUGUUCAGUUUUCGCCCCCAAAUGCAACAUAUUUUUCUUCCAGACUAGGCAGCCCCUGCUAACCAACUCCUCAGCUCCAGCUGUUCCCUCUGAGCCCUUGCAUCACUGCUUCAGGCUAAAUACCCAGCUUGGCUCAGCAAACUCAGUACAGAGGAACUGGAGUCUCAUGAGCUUCCCAUGGACCUGAUCCCUUGGUAGUCCGAACAGGACCAAUUGAGCUCACUUGUUUUGGAAGUCAGCCCCCUAGAUUGUAGCAAGCUCCGUGAUCACAAGUCCUGAUUGGCACAUUCUGUAAGAGUCUGUUCACCUGCCAAGGUGCACACAAUCUGCUAGGUAAAUGGGCCAAAUUAUGGUGCAGGGUUACUUGGAAGGGAUCACUUUUCCCCUCUAUCAUAUCCUCCAAAUUUAACAGGUGUGUCACCUUGGUAAGCAGGGCCACCUCCAGCCCCUCAACUUCAUCCCCAUUCUGCAGGACAUUCCCCUAACUCUGAGCAUGCCUCUCAGCUUUGAUCUCACGGCACUGUGUGAAUGGACUUGCUUAACCAUAACAUCUUGAAAGCUUCUGGACCCAAGGAAUACCAGUUGUUUUAGUUUGCUAACUGGCAUCCCUUUGGUUGCUGGUUUGAAAGAGACUGCUUCAUGAAAAGCCUUCAAUUUGGGGAUUUUCCUGAUAUUUUCCUGGUGAGUAUUCUGGUUCUUGUUGGAAACAAAUGCCUUUGAUUAAUAACCAGUGUGUUUCAUUCUGCCCUUGCCACUCACCUCCCUAACCCUGAGGUCACUAUGCUGCAUUUAUGUCCUUUACCCACCAACUUCAGAGCCCAAGGUGCCUUUCCUGGAGUGAAACUAAGUGGAGAAAUCAAUGGAUUUAAAAUCUAAAUCAGAGGGACUUCUCCCAGGCGAGUAGUCUUUAGUUUGCCUCUUGCCUAAAUCUACUUUUAGACAUUUAUAACAAUGUUAUGAGCUACCAAAAGGGUUGAAUGAAACCAAGAGUUACCUUACCAAGUCAGAUUGUCUUCCCAAGCUACUGUCGCCUGCUGCUCAUGGAACAAGCUCCCAGGGUUCUGUAGACCAUUGUGUUGGGCGACUUUGCAUGGAUGUUGUCCAUUCUGGAUUUUUUUUCUUUCUUUUGACCUAAAUAGGAUACAAACACCUUAAUUUACCAACUACUAAUAAACUCUGAAGAAGUACUGAAUUUUAAGCUGUUAUGUGCUUGUUCCUGCCUCUGCCCAUAAAUUGACUAUAUAGAGGUGAUAAUCUUUAGGUAUAAAGUACAGCAGGCCUGGACAGCCAUUGUGAAGAAGUCCCAAUAACUGAAUAAUGCCUCAUACGAUGACUGGCAUGAGGUAGUUCCCGAUCUUCUUUUGGUUCUAGUGACAGAUAACCCAGUAAGGCAAAGGGGAUGACACAGAUCCAUUUCUUCUUCAUUAUUCACAACAAAUGAAAGGACGAGAAAAAUGUUUUUUUGAAAUUAACAUCUAGCUGUUCAAGCCCUAAUUCCUUGUCUGGAAUCUUCCCCCCACAAAUAUUUUAGUUUGAGGUGGGAACAUUAGUAGCAGAAGAAAACUAAGAUCCAAAAAACGGAAAUAGUGAUAUUCUUUGCCUGGGAGUAAAUCCAUCUUGCAUUUCAUGAUGGUGUUUCACGCUGAGAGAGAGCCAUAGUUUGCUUUAUCCUGGGCUUUCAGUCCCCACUGAGAGCUGCAAUCUUUGAUCUCCUUGUCCUUGAAUUCCCCUUGCAUCCUGGGGAAGCUGUCUCUAACUUUAAUCUCUUCCAGAUUUUAAAUCAGAACACUCCCGUUGUUUUAUCUCUAGUUGCUAUGCUGAGCAUGGGGAACUUGAAAUGCAAAUGUAGAGUUAGGUCCUGUAUUGACACAGGUGGGAGUCACACAAGGAACCCGAGGAGGGGAGGUGGGUUUCCUCAUGUUAGAAUCUGGGUGAAAAGCCCCUCACCCAACUUGGGGAAUUCAACAGGUGGGAAUCUGACCCAGUCUGUCAUAAAUUCGCCCUAAACUUCAAGUCCAAUGCGUUCCUGGAAGGUGGUAGUAAUUUAAUUAUGGUCACAUACAUCAUACAGUGUGGUGCUUCAAAAAGUAUUACACACACAUAUAGACCUCAUGUGGGCUGCACUGAUUUCUGUUCAAGUGUUGAACAAGAAAUGUCAUGCCACUUGGGUGUAUACCUUACGUCCUUAAAAACCAGCCUUCUUAUCAAUUUUGGUUAAACCACAAGCCCUCACAGGUGUUACUAUUUGAAAGCAGCUGUCUGUCUGACCUUGAUUUCUUGGGAUAUAAGGCAGGGCUGGCAAAAGCCCCACAUAUGUGUUCAAUGCAAACAGAAUUGCCUGUGUCAUUGGCCGCUAUUGACGUGUGACCUCACCAAAGUAGUGAUGAAUUAAAUGUACUUACGACCCAUAUUAAAAAAAAAAAAAAAAAAAAGAUUUUAAACUGUACAAGAAAUGACUAAAGACGAGUUAAUUUCAAAAUUGAAACAGAAUAAUUCAUGAAUUUACUCAUUCUUUCCUGUUGGAAUAUUAGCCUACUCUUUAAACAUAUACAAAGAUUUCCAAAAUUUUAAAGGCAUUAUAUUUUAAGCCCUGAAACUAUGCCAGUAAGAAACAGGAUUAAAAUCAUGUUUGCUAUGAGUUGUGCUGAAUAAACUGCCCAUUCCCACGUCCCCGGGCCUCUCCACCUGUGGCAGUCUGGCUGCGCUCCCCACAACGCAACGAACACUUCCCCCUGCCACCCCUGAGACCUGAGGGCCUGAAAAAAGGCCAGGGCAUCCCUGCUUUUCUCUGAGCCACAUAAAACAAAGCCAAGGUUAAGUUUCACUGACACUGCCAGUAAAUGGGUUCAAAUUUCGGGGGUGGAGAUGAACAGGUGGUAGAAAUAUACUGUUCCUUUUAAUUAUAAUAUCUCUUUUCCUCCACCAAAUAUCUGUCAACAUUUUCACAUAAAAACUCAUAAGUUGGAUCACUUUGUGUCCCUGACAAAAUAUAUAUCUUUUAUUACAAAUUGUUCAUUAUUUCCAGAUAGAAACUUAAUUCCAAUUCAAAAAAAAAAAAAAAUGCUCUUGUACAUUAAACUCGUCUUCUCAAAAUCAAACAAAAAACAAAUUCUUAGAAGCUAGUUUAUCUGUCCCUAAAAAAAACAUUCUGCUUUUGGGUGGCCCUACUCAGAAACUGAGAUGAUGUCACAAUAUUGGACAUCGAGUGGUGCUUGAGGCAGCAUCAAGCUUUUAUUGCAUAUAAUUAAUAUUCCCUGAGAUAGUUGUUCCCAAUGUCCAUGUGUGUUGGGGUGAGUACUGAAAUACAGGCAUCACCCAUCUAUUUUAUGUAUUCAUAGAAAUUACCUUCAAAAAUAAAAAAGGCUCAUUCCUUCAUGCCCCAUACUGCUAACAUCUCACAUUGUCAUACUCAAUUUAUGAAGAAGCUAUAAUUUAUUUGUAAGCUCAGGAUGUUGUUUUAUAGCAUUGCUUGUGUUUUAUAAUUUAUUUGUACAUCAUGGUUGGAAAUGCUAUCCAAGUGCUAUGCAUUGAAGUGUAAGUUUGGUGGCUCUGUCUGUGGAUAUGUUUUUUCCCCUGCUCUAGCAAAAUUGGCUAGUGGAGACAUAAGCUGGGAGGAGGAAUGAUAAAUAAACCAGGAGAACAGGGAUUAGGAUCCAAUCCUCAAAGUAUAGGGCUUAGUUCAAAGUCUAAGCUGUUUCUAUAGUAAGCACCAGAAGGGGAAAAGAUCCUUUCCUUUUGAAUUCGAUGAUACUGGGCUUGGAAAUCAGCCUCCGCGGGCCUGGGUGAAAGAGGAUCCAGCCUCUUCCUACUGGUUCAAUACCAAAUUUCUAAGAAAAACGCUGACUGUUUUAGGUUUCCACAUUUCCCCAAGACCCCAUCCCACCCCCGGUGCUCCUGAAGGGGGUUUAGGAAAGCUUCUAGUUUCUUAUCUUAAAUUUACAUAGUAUCUGUUUUUUCUGGAGAAGCCAAAGCACUUUAGUGAGUCUUACAACCCAUAAUGCUUAAGGCAUCUUGUCCCCUCACUGCAUCCCUGAGUGGCAGGGAGGGGCUGGGGUCAGUAGUCUCAUUUGAGAGGCAGCUAAACCUAGGAGAAAAAGCCUUGAGCUAGGAGUAAGGAAACCAGGUGUCAGGCCUGGUUUUGUCACUAGCUAUGCAACCUUGGGCAAGUCACUGAACUUCGCUGGGCCUCAACGGAAAAUUGGGGGUAAUGAUAGCUGCCCUUCUGGGAUGGUUUGAAGAGAAAAUGGUAUAAGUGACAGGAAGUGCUUUGAGGAAAUUAAAGCUCUAUGUAAGAGCUAGGGAUAAGCAUUUGUAGAUGAAGAAACUGAAGUCAACAGUUAAUGGUUGGCCUAAGUUCACCUAGAAGUUUUACAGCCCAACUGGGACUAGAAUCCAGCACAUUGGACUCCCAGGGUUUGCUCUUCCUAUUAAAUUGCACCAGAUGUGUGCAUAGGUGAAUGCACAGAACAGAAGAUGUGUGGCCUGGUGGAAGAGCCUGGUCAGAAAAACAUGGUUCUUAUCUCAGCUUUGACAAUAGUCCUAUGGCCUUGGAUGCAUUACCUAAUUUCUCUGAACUCAGUUUUCUAAUCUGUAAAAUGAGGACAUUGUGUUAAAUAAUCUUUGUGGAUCCUUCAGCUCUAGCUCUGACGCCAUGAUUAGCAAUGUAUGUAUGUAUAUAUAAAUGUGCUUAUCUGUGGAAAUGGUCCCAGUUGAAAAUUGGAGACAAGGCCUGCCCAAGUGCAUUUAUUGUGUAAGAAAGGUCAUAAAAUUGUUUUAAAAUUCGGUGUAGUAUUUAAUGCCAUGGUUUUAAAUUCAUCGUUUAACUGAGAAAAGGUUGGUGCAGUUUUAAAAAUUGACUUCUUAGCUCAUAAGUGUUUACUGUUAAGAUACUUUCAAAUAAAGUUCAUCUGUUAAAGUCAGAAAUUCACCUAUUCUAUACUUGGGCAGGUCCCAACAGCCUAUUUGCAAACAGGCUGUUUUGUGUGUAUGGGCCUUCAUAUAGCUCUAUAAAAGUUAGCUGUUGGCUUGAUCAUGAUAAAUGUAAGCAGUUUACCUGGAGAACAGUCCAGAAAAGAGAGUUAUAGUUCUUACAAACUGGUGACAUGAAUCCAUUCAGCUGUGUGCCAUUUCCAGUGUGAAGACAUUGUUUGCUGGCUAAGAUCUCUGACUUUCUGUGGCAUAUGAGGUGUAAAAUGUUGUCAAAAAGAAUCUGGUGUUUAAAAGAAUCAAACUAUGGUGGCAUUAAAUGUUCACUUUUAUUCCA